AUGGUAACGGAAUCGAUCAGAGAGAAGGAGCUCUUCGCAGCCCACGCACACCGUCUUUCCUGGGCCUCGUCCUCAUAUGACCCUAUCAUCGACGCUAUCGGCGACGCCCAGGUCGUCUUGAUCGGGGACGGUUCGCAUGGGACUUACGAGUUCUACGCCCAUCGUGCCAAUCUAACUAAACGGCUGAUCGGAGAGAAAGGCUUCACAGCUGUCGCUGUUGAGGCCGACUGGCCGGAUGCGCUCAGAAUUAACAGUUACAUUCAUGGCGGAGCGCUCGGCGACAGCAAAAUUAAAAACGCUCGGGACGCGCUGGCGGAGUUUGAGAGGUUCCCCAAAUGGAUGUGGAAGAACGAAACGAUGCCGACGUUCGUCGAAUAUCUGAAACAGCACAACGAGCGGGUGCUGGAGGCGACCCAGGACCCCUCCCGAACAGUGUCGUUCCAUGGCAUGGACCUCUACUCGCUCCAUCGGUCAGCUCAGCAGGUCCUAGCGUAUUUGGACAAGGUUGACCCAGAGGGCGCGACGGCCGCUCGGAAGAGAUACAACUGCUUCGAACGCUUCGGCGAGGAUACAAUGCGGUAUGCGUACGAAACACAGUUCGGCCUAAAAAGGGACUGUCACCGGGAAGUCAUCGACAACCUCGUACACCUACUCCGCAGCCGCCAGAAGAUCCUUGAGCAGCAGUUGGGCAAGAACCCCCAUGGGCACCCGUUCGAAGAGCAGUUCAUCGCUGAAAUGAACGCGCUGGUCGUGAAGGAUGCAGAAGAGUACUAUCGGACCAUGAUGACCGAAGAUGUCAUCAGCUGGAACUUACGCGAUGAUCACUUCGCGCGGGUUGUCGCGGGCAUCUCUCAAUUCUUUGCGUCUUCGGAUGGCGGUCUGGGUCCGGCUAAGAUCGUAGUUUGGGCGCACAACUCCCACGUCGGGGACGCGCGGGCCACCGACAUGGGGCGGCGGCGAGGCGAGAUCAACAUCGGCCAGCGCUGUCGCGAGAUUUUCGGCGACCACAAUGUGUUCAACAUCGGAUUUCUGACCAACAGAGGAACAGUCACCGCUUCCCACAACUGGGAUGAGCCUCCGUAUUUGCAGAGGAUGAACCCGCCUCUUCAGGGAUCCAUCGAGUCGGUCUUUGACCAAUGGCUCGACUCGGACGCCUUCAUCGUCACCCACAAGAUCAUCGCGGACGAGAAGGGCAGGACGAAGAAGGUCCGGGUGUCUGACGACCUUUCCGAGUUCCUGGACCGUCGGCGUUACCAACGAUUUAUCGGAGUCAUUUAUAGACGGCUCACCGAGGCACCAUCGCACUACUGCAAGUGCAGCGUGGCGAAGCAGUUCGAUUGCGUUGUUCACAUUCGGGAGUCGCGUGGCAUUAAACCCCUGGAACAGGAGGACACCUGGAAGGGCCCAAAGGCGGAAGCAGAUUUGACGUUCCCGUUUGCGGAGUAG
Messenger RNA from Trametes versicolor FP-101664 SS1, 1446 nucleotides. RefSeq lists its product as uncharacterized. The transcript has 10 exons. The record is from RefSeq and is a predicted model, not a curated record. NCBI's taxonomy places the organism in Eukaryota, Fungi, Basidiomycota, Agaricomycetes, Polyporales, Polyporaceae. Gene Ontology annotation, biological process: response to antibiotic. The coding region runs from base 1 to 1446 and encodes 481 amino acids.